This is a messenger RNA of Cynoglossus semilaevis (tongue sole), 5945 nucleotides long. RefSeq names its product ephrin type-B receptor 1-B. Gene Ontology annotation, cellular component: plasma membrane; dendrite. NCBI's taxonomy places the organism in Eukaryota, Metazoa, Chordata, Actinopteri, Pleuronectiformes, Cynoglossidae. The record is from RefSeq and is a predicted model, not a curated record. The coding region runs from base 1109 to 4132 and encodes 1007 amino acids. Gene Ontology annotation, molecular function: ATP binding; transmembrane-ephrin receptor activity; protein binding. The transcript is spliced from 17 exons. Gene Ontology annotation, biological process: ephrin receptor signaling pathway; axon guidance; protein phosphorylation.
UAUUAGGCCAUCCAGUGGCCCGGGGUAAAACCAGACCCACUCAGGUUGUAGAUUAACAGCUCCUUCUCAUUCCACUGCUGCGGGGACUUGGGGACAUAUCUGCCCAACACAGGUGUGGUUCUGGGCUACAGGGCAGCAACUGCCCCCUUCCUCUGCUGAAACAGACCCCGGUUCCCUGGUUCCUGUCCCCACGGGGAAAUGGCCAUUGUGUGUACCAUCUGUUGCAGCACACGUGCAGACAAAGGGGGCACCGGGUAAGAGAUGCAGGAGGUGCACUUGAAUUUGACUCUACUGUUAGGGAACAUCUGCAUUGUAAAUGAAGUUAACACUGGCUUUGACCAAAUGUGAGGGCAAGGGUUUGCAUAUAAAAUGCCACUGACGUCUGAAUGAGGAAUAUGGUAUGGUCUAGUGUAGAAAAAAAAUCUAUCUAUCUAAUCAACAAUAAAGAUAAACUAAAAAUAAAAUUGCUAAAAAACACAACAUCAUUUAUAAUACAAUAUAAUAUUUGUAAUAGUGUGCACUAUUGUUUAUUGUUGAGCUCAUACAUUGAAACUAAUAAUAAACAGAAAAAAAGACAAAAUAUAUAUGAAUAUAAUAAUAUAUAUAUGCGUAAAAUCUACAGAUAUAUUGGAUAUAAACCACUAUCCAAAACAUUUUUCUCCAGCAGUGACACAUCACCAUGUCAUGCCUAUGAGAGGCCUUCUGGUGGCGCUAUUUCCAUUCAGUGUAGCGGAAGCCGUUUCAAAUAGGUCAAGGAAAAGUUUUGUGUUUUGAUAAUUCGUGCUGGGCGGAGCGGUGGCCUGUGGAUUGGUUGGUGAGUUUCAGCUCCCGAUCCAUGAUUGGCCCCAGCGCUGCAAUUGCUCUGUGAGCAGCCGAUGUCGGGUCCCCCCGCCCCGUUUACACCCCGCUGCACCACGCACCCCAGACUCAGGCACUACACUCAGUUCCUGCACCGGCUGUCACACGUUGUUUGCUCGGAGGCUGAAAUGUGACUCACAACACAGGCUCUGUCUACUGGAGUACCGCACUGACAACUGAAGGGAUUCUUUUGACGCGCACCGUGCGUCCUGCUUGUUUGGGGACACGCUGUGGAGAUUACCCUUCUGCCAUGUCAGUGGAUUUGCUUGCGCUCUUAUGCGUGCUGGUCAUCACAUGCUCUGCGAUGGAAGAGACUUUGAUGGACACCCGGGUGGCCACGGCUGAACUGGGCUGGACAGCUUAUCCCAAUUCUGGGUGGGAGGAGGUGAGUGGAUACGAUGAGAACCUCAACACCAUUAGGACAUACCAGGUGUGUAAUGUCUUCGAGCCCAGUCAAAACAACUGGCUCCUGACCACCUUCAUUGAUCGGCAUGGAUCACAGCGCAUCUAUGUGGAAAUUCGAUUCACUGUGCGCGACUGCAGCUCCAUCCCCAACGUUCCUGGCUCCUGCAAGGAGACAUUUAAUCUCUACUACUACGAAAGUGACGCAGUCAUCGCCACCAAAGGCACGGCCUUCUGGAUGGAGGCCCCCUAUCUGAAGGUGGACACAAUCGCAGCAGAUGAAAGCUUCUCGCAGGUGGACUUCGGUGGACGUCUGAUGAAAGUGAACACAGAGGUGCGGAGUUUCGGGCCGUUGUCAAAGAACGGGUUCUACUUGGCCUUCCAGGACUACGGAGCCUGCAUGUCUCUGCUCUCAGUAAGAGUGUUUUAUAAGAAGUGCCCGAGUGUGGUGCAAAAUUUCGCAAUGUUUCCUGAAACGAUGACAGGGGCUGAAAGCACCUCACUGGUCAUCGCCAGAGGGAUCUGUAUCCUCAACUCGGAGGAAGUAGAUGUUCCAAUAAAGCUCUACUGCAACGGGGACGGAGAGUGGAUGGUUCCUAUUGGUAGCUGCACGUGCAAGGCAGGAUUUGAACCUGACAACGGCAACGUGUGUCGAGCAUGUCCACCAGGGACCUUCAAGUCUGCUCAGGGCCCUGGUCUGUGCCUGCAGUGUCCUCCUAACAGCCGCUCCACAGCUGAGGCCGCCACCAUCUGCGUGUGCCGUAAUGGCUACUACCGUGGGGACGGAGAUCAGCCGGAUGAACCCUGCACCAGCGUGCCAUCCAGCCCCAGAAAUGUGAUUUCUAUCGUGAACGAAACCUCUGUGAUCCUGGAGUGGCACGCUCCGAGAGAAACGGGCGGCCGUGACGACAUCAGCUACAACAUCGUCUGCAAGAAGUGCCGAGCUGACCGACGCUCCUGCUCGCAUUGUGACGACAACGUGGACUUCGUUCCGAAACAGCUGGGUCUGACUGAGACCAGGGUGUUCAUCAGCAACCUGUUGGCUCACACUCUGUACAGCUUUGAGAUACAGGCUGUCAAUGCAGUCAGCAAUAAGAGCCCUUAUCCUGCACAGCAUGUCUCCAUCGACAUCACCACCAAUCAGGCUGCUCCCUCCAUAGUUCCCAUCAUGCACCAGAUCAGCUCCACCAUGAACAGCUUCACUCUCUCAUGGCCACAGCCGGAACAGCCCAAUGGCAUCAUUCUGGACUACGAACUGCGCUUCUAUGAGAAGGACCACGCAGAGAUUAAUUCCACCAUCCUGCGGAGCCACACCAACACUGCUCGUGUGGAGGGUCUCAGGUCGGGUACGGUCUACGUGGUGCAGGUGCGGGCGAGGACUGUAGCUGGCUUUGGCAAAUACAGCAGCAAGAUGUGCUUCCAAACCCUCACAGAUGAUGAUUUCAAGUCUGAACUGAGAGAACAGCUUCCUCUAAUCGCAGGGUCAGCUGCAGCUGGAGUGGUCUUCAUCGUUUCCCUCGUUGCCAUCUCCAUCGUCUGCAGCAGGAAAAGGGCGUACACCAAGGAGGCUGUGUACAGUGACAAGCUGCAGCACUACAGCACAGGAAGAGAACUCUCUUUGCGAGCCGACAUGUCUAACUGCCCCUCCCCACUCGGCUGCCCGACCCACUUCUCAGGCUCCCCAGGGAUGAAGAUCUACAUCGACCCCUUUACCUACGAAGACCCCAACGAAGCUGUACGGGAAUUCGCCAAGGAGAUUGACGUCUCCACGGUCAAGAUCGAGGAAGUCAUCGGUGCAGGUGAGUUCGGAGAAGUGUACAAGGGCCGCCUGAAACUGCCUGGUAAGAGGGAAAUUUACGUAGCCAUAAAGACCCUGAAGGCGGGCUACGUGGAGAAACAGAGGCGGGACUUCCUGUCUGAAGCGUCCAUCAUGGGUCAGUUUGACCAUCCCAACAUCAUCCGACUGGAGGGUGUGGUCACAAAGAGCCGUCCCGUCAUGAUCGUCACUGAAUUUAUGGAAAACGGCGCUCUGGACUCCUUUCUCAGGCAAAAUGACGGACAGUUCACAGUAAUCCAGCUGGUCGGAAUGAUGCGUGGGAUCGCGGCGGGGAUGAAGUAUCUCUCCGAGAUAAACUACGUUCAUCGUGACCUGGCUGCGAGGAACAUCCUAGUCAACAGCAACCUGGUGUGUAAAGUGUCCGACUUCGGCCUGUCACGGUAUCUUCAGGAUGACACCUCUGACCCCAGCUACACCAGUUCUCUGGGUGGGAAAAUCCCAGUGAGAUGGACAGCACCAGAGGCCAUCGCUUACAGGAAGUUCACCUCGGCCAGUGACGUGUGGAGCUAUGGCAUUGUCAUGUGGGAGGUGAUGUCGUUUGGAGAGCGGCCAUACUGGGAUAUGUCCAACCAAGAUGUGAUCAAUGCCAUAGAGCAGGACUACCGUCUGCCCCCACCAAUGGAUUGCCCCAGUGCCCUGCACCAGCUCAUGCUUGACUGCUGGCAGAAAGACCGCAACGUACGACCACGCUUCACCGACAUCGUCAGCACUCUGGACAAGAUGAUCCGUAACCCCGCCGGCCUCAAAGCUGUGGCCAACAUGCCUGCAGUGCCUUCUCAGCCACUGUUGGACAGAUCCAUACCUGACUUCAACACCUUCAGCUCUGUGGAGGAAUGGCUUGUAGCCAUAAAGAUGAGCCAGUACAGAGACAACUUCCUCAACUCAGGCUUUACCUCCCUGCAGCUGGUGGCUCAGAUGACCUCCGAAGAUCUGCUGAGAAUAGGAGUGACCCUGGCCGGCCACCAAAAGAAGAUCCUCAGUAACAUCCAGUCCAUGAGAGGACAGAUGAGCCAGGCGCCCAUUACGAUGGCAUGACUACAGGAGGCGCUGUGCCACAGAAUGGGCAGCAUUCACAGGACCAACAACAGUGGCAGCAUUCGAAUGACCCCCAAUCCAUCGGAACGCACCAGAGUGGAGACUAUUGUCUUAAUCUAAUCCAUUACCAUGACUACAGGAGACCAGGGUCUACACUUCCACAUGGUGAACACUGUCACACACUUCAUGCAAUCCACACCAAGGAGUUCAGGGUCCAGACUCAACCCUGUUUGUCUACCUACCCUCAGAACAAGGGUAGUCACCGUUAGCUGUGGCUCACGGCUCAUCCAUGUCAUUGUGAACCAAAACAACACCAGAUUUCAACAGUCAGACAUUGACACGGGGAACCUCUCACGUUUUCAGACUCUGUGGUGAAACGAGUGAUAUUGUAUGUCUAUAUUAUCUGGACUUACGUAGAAGAUGUUAAACUUGUGAACAAAAAUGUGAGACACUUUGACCUGUGAUCUUUAAUCCAUAGUGUUGUGUGCAAUGAAGAUGCCUUGAAUUGGCCAGACAUAAAUCCCAGAAGAAAAAGCAAUUACCAGUGGAAGUAACUGGAGGGUGAAGAAUACAGGGAUGUACAGUGGAGCGCCACCUUUGACUUUAAUCCCACUCUGUUUUCUUUUUUUUUUUCUUUUGCUUGAACUUGAACAAAUUGUCAAUGAAAUUGUGAAAACCUAGAUAUUAGUUAUAUGUUGGUCUUGUACCAUCUGUUUGUUUGUUUGUUUUUCACUAUAGCAGGAUGCUGUCCACUUGUAUUUUAACUCUAACACUACCUGUGGGUGGGGGGCCUCGCCAAAGGACAAUUUUUAGGUAGUGCCACCCAGAUUCAGAGACUAUAGAAAUGUUUAUCUCUGGCUGAAUAUAAUUAUAUCUUUCCUAGUUAACCUUCAUAUUGAAGGUGUGUAUGAAUAUGUAUGUACAGGACUCUCUGCUUGCAUUUUUGGCAACGACACAUUUGUUGAUUAGAUUGUGGUUGACACACAUGCCAUGUGUAGACACCUUCGCCCCCCAACCCCCACCCCCCUUUCCUCCGUACAUCAGAAAACACGGAUGCUGUCUUGCAUGUCCUGUUUGGGCAGCGACUAGGACAAUCCUGACUGAACCUGAAGUGAGGAAAUUGUGAAAGGAAUGUUGAGUGAACUAUUGGUAUUGUAGAUCUAUAUGAAAAUCAGCAUUAGGUGUAGAAAUGAUUGACAGAUGAAUCAUUUAAAAGAGGUUGUGUUCAGCGUGGCUGUACACAUGCCAUUUCUUGCUGGUGAGCACUUACUUGUACAGAUGAUUUGCUGUAUGUUUUGUUUCCCCUUUGACCUGUUGCCGUUUGUGUCGGAAAUGCUCAGCUCCAUCAGGAGGUGAGAGGAAUCUUUGUGCUCUGACCAGCAAAAACCCAUGCCUGCAGGGUUGAAGAGUCACGAACAACAUCUGGAUGAACAUGAAGAUUCAAGACAGUCUAUCGGCAACUGUGAAGAAAUCAUCCUUUCAAAAAAAAAAGGUUACCACCUCUCUUUCUGCUGUACACAAAGUUGGAGUUGCAUUCUCGUGCACAUGUCAUAGUUUGUUAGUUUAUUCGUCUAUGUGUGGGCGACUGGCUAUGGCUGAAUGUGUGUGUUUGUGCAUAGCAGGCACAUUAGUGUGCACAAACAUAUACACGUGCACAGGUACCUUGUUUCUAGUGUGUAAAUGUGUCUCUUUUCUGCUUCCGUUCCUGUAUAGCAACCCCUUGUAAAUUGUGACACAUGUCCAGAGUUUGUAAAAGGUAACUUUCUGAGAACUAUUGUAUUAAAAUGCACUCAAUAAAGGCCUUGUGAAACAG